This is a messenger RNA of Moesziomyces antarcticus, 1464 nucleotides long. RefSeq names its product high-affinity zinc transporter of the plasma membrane. NCBI's taxonomy places the organism in Eukaryota, Fungi, Basidiomycota, Ustilaginomycetes, Ustilaginales, Ustilaginaceae. The record is from RefSeq and is a predicted model, not a curated record. The coding region runs from base 1 to 1464 and encodes 487 amino acids. Gene Ontology annotation, cellular component: plasma membrane. Gene Ontology annotation, molecular function: zinc ion transmembrane transporter activity. The transcript has a single exon. Gene Ontology annotation, biological process: zinc ion transmembrane transport.
AUGGUGCGAUUCAGCAAGAUCGGUAGCCAGGUGGCGGUGGUUUGCGCUGCGGUGCUGGUGGUUCGUACGGGCGCGCAGUCGAUCACGACGGCCGUGACAGUCUCGGGCACGCCCACAACUACAGUCAUCGCACCUUCGCCCACAGGACGAGGGCUGUGCGACUUCCACAUCGACCACUGGGACUGCGACGCCAGCCAGCCCGAGGCCACCGCCAGCGCAACGCAGAGCGCGGCGGCUAUCGAGCCGUCACCGGUGGGCCAGUUGUGCGAGCUGCACGUCGACCACUGGCACUGCGACUCGCCCACUGCCACUGCCGCCAACGCUGCCGCAGAACCAAGCCCCACCGGUCAGGGUGCCUGCCACCUGCACGGGGACCACUGGCACUGCGAAAACGAAUCCGCCGACGAACAUGAAGGUCAUGAUCACUCGGAAGACAGCCAUGCCGGUCACAACCACGGCGGAUCGCAUGCGGGUCACAACCAUGGUCCUUCCGCCGAAUACGGCUGUGGACUCGCUCCGCCCGCUCCGUACGAUAUGAGCUUGCACAUCGCGUCGAUCUUCAUCCUUCUGGCCGCCAGCGCGUUUGGUGCCUACCUUCCCAUCCUGCUCUACUCCAAGACCGGGGCCAAGAGGUGGGGCCUAUGGGCGAACGAGUUCUUCUUCAUCUGCCGCCACUUUGGCACGGGCGUGAUCCUCAGCACCGUCUUCGUGCACCUGCUCAGCCAUGCACUCAUCUACUGGAGCAACGAGUGCAUCGGCGAGCUGACGUACGAGGCUCCUGCACCUGCCAUUGCUAUGGCGGCCGUAUGGCUCGUCUGGGUCAUCGACUUUUUCCUGCUGCGAUCGCUGCGAAACCGCUCUGGCUCAGCGCGCACCUGCACCCACGAGAUCGAAGACGCAGUGGACACCAAGGAGACUUCUUCGGCUGGGUCGGUCGAGGGCGAGGAGCGCUUUGGCGGGCUCACGUACGCACAGGCAAAGGUAGCCGAGUGGGACGUCUUCGCCAUCGAAGCCGGCAUCAUCUUCCACUCGAUCCUCAUUGGCGUCACGCUCGGCGUUGCGACCGGGUCCGGAUUCGUGGCUCUGCUCAUCGCCAUCGUCUUCCACCAGACAUUCGAAGGUCUCGCUCUCGGAUCUCGACUCUCGCUGCUCGUCUGGCGUGGGGUGGGCACGAAGCUGCUCAUGGCUACCAUGUACGUGCUCACCACGCCUGUGGGUAUCGCCAUCGGCAUCGGAGUGCGCGAGACGUUCAACGGCAACAACUCGACCACACUCAUCGUGCUCGGCACGCUAUACUCGGUCAGCGCCGGUAUCCUGCUCUACACUGCACUCGUCGAACUGCUCAGUGGCGAUUUCAUUCACAACCAGCAGAUGCAGCGCGCCUCGCUGGCUCGUGCCAUCGCCGCUGUUACCGCUGUCACCAUCGGCGCAGCUGCCAUGUCCGUCCUCGCAAAGUGGGCUUAG